This is a messenger RNA of Closterium sp. Naga37s-1, 645 nucleotides long. The record is from the annotation of a GenBank genome assembly. Lineage: Eukaryota; Viridiplantae; Streptophyta; Zygnematophyceae; Desmidiales; Closteriaceae.
AUGGGCCAGCUUCUGCUUCUAAGGGAGGCGCUACUAGGCGGCGUGAGACGGCUCGCGGGUCGUGGGAGAGCAGUAGUGCGCGCCUAUAGAUGUAGUCACUGCCCUCUCAGCAUUCGCAACUUCAAGGGAGCGUCCUGCUGUACUAGUAGUAGUACUAGUGACCUCACGUGGGCACUCCCCUUCCUCGUCUCAUGCCCCACUAGCAGGUACGUUCUCUGCCCGGCGCCCGCGUGGUGCGUGGUGGACAGCGACGGCUUCCCCUUUUGCAAGUGCCCGGCUGGUUACGCCAUAAUCAACGGCAGAUGCGCCACAGCGUGGAGCUGGACGGCCGUGGGCACGAACGUGGUGCUCUACCCCGCCUCCCAAGACGACCCCUUCUCCCUCACACCCGUUGUGAUUCGCGCCCCGCCUCCCAACACCUCGGCCUGCGUGGAGAUACCAUCUGAGUACCAGGGUUACCAAAUGGCUCUGCGCAUCAUGUGGAACGUGGAUGACGGCGUGAAGGAUCACCUGGUGUGCGGCAAGGUGGUGUUCUGGGAGGGGCCUCGUGGCUGCACUGGCAAGAGCGUUACGUACGAGAUCCCGGGCAAUUGGACUGCUGUGAAGCCCAACAAGUUCAACUAUAAAACCACCAGCGUCAAGUGA